UACGCCACAAUACUAACCUAAUUGACAGAGUGAAAAGAAGGAAGCCUGUACAGAAUUUAAAAUAUUUAAAACAUGCAUCCUGUUUGCAACAAGGCACUAAAGUAAUACUGCAAAAAAUGUGGCAAAGCAAAUAUGUUUGGGGCAAAUUCAAUACAACACUUUACUGAGUACCACUCUUCAUAUUGUAAAGGAUGGUGGUGGCUGCAUCAUGUUAUUGGUAUGCUUGUAACCGCUAAGAACUUGGAGUUUUUCACAAUAAAAAAAUAAAUGGAGUUAAGCACAGGCAAAAUCCUUGAGGAAAAACUGGUUGUCUGUUUUCCACCAGACACUGGGCGAUGAAUUCACCUUUUAGCAGGACAAUGACCUUAAACUGGCUAAAUCUACACCGAAGCUGUUUACCAAGAAGACAGUGAAUGUUCCUAAGUGGCUGAGUUACAGUUUUGACAUAAAUCUGCUUGAAAAUCUAUGGUAAGACCUAAAAAUGGUUGUCUUGAAGAAAUUUGAAAGGAAUAAUGGACAAAUGUUGCACAAUCCAGGUGUGGAAAGCUCUUAGACUUACCCAGAAAGACUGACUGUAAACGCUGCCAAAGGUGAUCCUAACAUGAACUGAAUACUUAUCUAAUCAAGAUAUAUUUGUUUUGUUUUUCAUAAAUGUUUUACAAAUUUUAGAAUUUGUCUUGCACUUUGACAUUAGAGUAUUUUGUGUAGAUAUUUGACAAAAAAACAAUACAAUUAAAUCAAUUUUAAUCCCACGUUUUAACACUACAAAAUGUGGAAAAAGUCAAGGGGUGUGAAUACCUUUUUGAAGGCACUGUAUUUCUAUAUUGCAAUUUUGCUGCAUUUUACAGAACAUUUACUGAACAUAAAAUGUAGGCUAAUUGGACUUACUUGCACAAAUCUUGAGCAUAGCUGAUAUUGUUGGUGAUGGUAGAAAAUUAAGGGAUCAUGCAGUCUUAUGAAACUUCUACAGUAUAUAUGUAUUUGUGUGUGUGUGUUGGUCAUUAAGUGGUCUUUGUUUUGUUUUUGUGUAUUUAGCUGAGGGAUGACAUCGCUGCCUAUUGGCGUGGUCCUCUGCCUAACAGGCUGGAUCACUCUCUACAAACUACUGUGUAAUAACAAUGAAAGCCGUGGGUUUGAGUGGAACUGUAGGCUGGUCACACUGCUCCAUGGCAUCCUGGCGGUCUGCAUAACAGCAUACAUAGGCUAUGUGGAAGGACCUUGGCCCUUCACACAUCCAGGCACAAAGAACACCCCCCUUCAGAUCAGUGCUAUGGUCAUUAGCCUGGGCUACUUCAUCUUCGAUAUGGGCUGGUGUGUUUAUUUCCGCACAGAGGGCCCGGUGAUGCUGGUCCACCACACCAUGAGCAUUCUGGGUAUCUUGUUGACCCUGAGCUUGGGAGAAUCAGGCAUCGAGUCCUGCGCCGUAAUCUUUGCUAGCGAGAUCACCAACCCCUUGCUGCAAGCUCGCUGGUUCCUGAGACAGUUGGGUCGCUAUGAGAGCCUGACAGGGGAGGUGGUGGAUGUUCUGUUCGUGGUGCUAUUUGUGUUCAUGCGCAUAGUGGUUGGCGGGAGGAUGUUGUACUGCGAGCUCAUCUCCCCACGGCCCAGGUUAAUUAUAAAGUGUGGGGGAGUUGCCAUGUACGUGCUAUCCUGGGUGUUCAUGGUGGACAUUGGUCGUUUUACCUACCGCAAGAGUCAAUCCAAAUACAGACGCUGGAGAGACCAACACAGAUUGGCAGCAGUUAACGGACAUGUCGGAAAGACAGACUGAAAGACUUCCUUAUCAUUAGAAGAUUAAUAAAAAAAUCCAAUGUUUAUACUAAUAGACAACCUUUAUACAUUUAAUGGUUGUGUAAGCAUGGGGUUAAAGUCAACCCAUUAUUUAGACCUAUAUGGUUAUAUGGGAAUAUUUGUUGGUAUUUAGCUAACACUUGUAAAAAAAUAAUUAAAAAAAAUAAACAAGUGCAAGCAUCUUCAAAAAUUUACAACUGUAGCAAAAACAAUUGAGACAGUUUGUCUUUUGAAACCAAAUGACCUAGUGCCAAUAUGAUGAACAGAUGUAUUUCACAACCUAUUUACAAUUAACUGUAACCUAAUAGUAUGUUCUUCUAACCUUGUAUCCAGCAAUAAGUUGACUAUUGGGAAAUGGACACAUAACAUUCCCUAAUCCUCAUAGGUUAGGCCACACUUUUUUGAGGCAGUGAAAUUGAACCGAAACUGUUUCUAUCCUUUUGCAGUAUUUUGUUGUAUGCAGUAGUUUUUCUGCAGAAAUUCUACUUUUGAUAAAUAUUUUGCAAUGUUUUGAGUAAAAUUUUUCUAAUUUGAAUUGUAGGACAAUUUAUAAGCCAUUUAAAAACGUUCCAUUUAGUUUUUAGGAAGAUGUUUAUUAAUGCUCGCUGAGAUUGCGGUGUUUUAGAUAUAUCUAUCUAUCUAACAUAAAACUCAGUAAAAAGCUACAUGUUUCUUGUGAUAACUGUCUUUCCAUUUAGCUAAAAUAAGGGUUUUUCAUUAAAGUGCACAGCAACAACAAAUCCGUAACGAUCAGUAACACGUGGAACAAAGUAAUUGUGUACAUACUGUAAUAGUAUGUUUUGUGGUAUUUCAUUGCUUGAUUGGGUGUAUAUUAGUCAUUGUAAAUUAGUUUAAAAUACCAAUUGGUAAACAACAAUUUGUGCUAAAUGUUGUGUGCAUGGUAUUGCUUAAAAUGUUCCAGUAUGAUGCCAAGUCACAUUUCCCAAUAUUGUAUGCAUUCAUAUUUGAAAUUCACUACUUUUCGAUGAAAUAUUUCAAUCUGGUGCCUAAGUAGUUAGACAAUGUGGAAUGGUAUGUCAACAUUCACCAGCCCUGUGUCUUAGUUAAAAAUACCAAUGGGUAAACGAUGAUUUGUGCUAAAUGUUUGUGCACUGUAUUGCUUAAAAUGUUCCAGUAUAAUGCUAGAAGGUCACAUUUCCCAAUAUUGUAUGCUUUCAUAUUUGAAAUUAACUACUUUUAUAUGAAAUAUUUAAAUAUGGUGCCUAAAUAGUUACAGUAUGUGGAAUGGUAUGUCAACAUUCACUACCAUUGUGUCUGUGAUAAGGGAGAAUAAUAUGUGUGCCUUUGUGACUUUAUACGUGUUCAAAUGUAAUGUUUACUUUUGUGUGUUCAAUAAAUACCCUGAAUACAGAGCUGGUAUAGAAACAUGUGCUGUAAGAUAUUACAUAUAUUUGGCCUAUAUAGUAUAAAAUAUUUAUUAGAAAAAUUUGAAAUUAUACUUUUUUUUUUACUCAGGGAAAUACUACUUUGCCACUUGUUAGAAUUUACUUUAAAUGAGUUAUGUUAAUUGUAUUACAACAUCUUUAAAGGUAUACUAGCCUACAUUGCUUUCAAAAAAUGUGUGUAGCCUUGUCCCGUACUGUAGGGUAGACUUAUUGCGCUAUAGCCAUCAGAGUGCUCUGUGCUUGAAGUAUUCAAAUUGUCCACAUGGUGGAAUUUGUAAAUCAAAAAUCCUCCAAAAUACUGUACUAGAGUGCUCAACCAAAAAUGUUACGUUUGAACACGUUUUGCUGUCAAAUGCCAUAACCAUUUAACACUGUUAAGUGUUAUGAUUUAUGAUUGUUAUAGCAGGAAAUUAUUGUACUUUUAUUAACUGGUCAUUUUAAUGGGAUAGUUCACUCACAAAUUAAAGUUUGUCAGAAGUUGUCUGACCCCAAAA
This is a messenger RNA of Salmo salar (Atlantic salmon), 3691 nucleotides long. RefSeq names its product TLC domain-containing protein 5. Gene Ontology annotation, cellular component: membrane. The record is from RefSeq and is a predicted model, not a curated record. Lineage: Eukaryota; Metazoa; Chordata; Actinopteri; Salmoniformes; Salmonidae.